UGGACGUCAACUAGGAUACUCAUUUCAUUUGCUGUAGCUACAAUGUUGUUGUUCUGUACUCCACUUCCAUAGUUCUACUUUACUAAGCUCUUAAAUCUGUUUCAAAGAUUUGAUACUUGACGGUGCUCGUUUCUUCCUGAGCUACAUUGUGCUAAAUGAAGUGAUUUUGUUAAUGGUUGGUUCUGAUGAAGGUUCACGGUAUUUUUGGAUCCUUUUGAGGGACAAGCAAUCGCUUGGAGUUUCUGGUUUUCCUUUAUUUGGUGAUUUUGUUUAUACUGUUUUUAGCUAGAGACGUUGCUGAUCAUGUGAAGCAUUUGGAGUUUGUUUUUCCCUAUAUGGUUAUGGAUUUGCCAUUAUUACUGUACCUUUCUUCACUUCGUGAAUGGUGGGUCAUUCACGGUUUUGGCUUUUGAAUAAUGGCUGUGUGGGUCUUUAGUGUUGACUAUAUACUAUAAAUAGGUCCUUAACAUUGCAUGGUUUGAGGGGUGCCUAACUCUUCUUUUAAGCUUGAGCUUGCUUCUACUCUAGAUUGGUGCUCUCUUUUAAUAUUCUAGCAAGGUGAGAGCUAGUUGCUAUCCCUUUCAAAGCUCCUUAUCAGUAUUCACUUCAGGUUGAACUAUAUACAUAAAUAUGAAGCUAUUUAGCCUUUUAGUGGUGUUAUUAUCCUUCUUCUCCGUUAUGGGUCAGCUUCCUUCACAGGACACUUUAGCAUUGCUGGAAUUCAAGAAAGGCAUCAAGCAUGACCCUACUGGUUAUGUCCUUAGUUCCUGGAACGAGGAAUCCGUUGACUUUGAUGGAUGCCCAUCUACAUGGAAUGGAGUACUCUGUAAUGGUGGUAAUGUUGCUGGUGUUGUCCUUGAUAACCUUGGUCUUUCUGCUGAUGCCAAUUUGGGUGUUUUCUUAAGCCUCACAAAGCUUGUAAAACUCUCUAUAUCCAACAAUUCUAUCUCGGGAAAACUUCCUGACAACAUUGCUGAAUUCAAAAGCCUCGAGUUUCUGGAUGUAUCCAAUAAUUUCUUUUUUUCAUCCUUACCAAUGGCAAUUGGUAAACUAACUAGCUUGCAGAAUCUGUCAUUGGCUGGAAAUAACUUCUCUGGCCCAAUUCCUGACUCUAUUUCAGGAAUGGCUUCAAUCCAAUCUUUGGACUUGAGCCGUAAUUCAUUUUCUGGACAACUGCCAGCAUCAUUGACUAAGCUGACUAACCUGGUAUUACUUAAUUUAUCUCAUAAUGGCUUCACUGGUAAAAUUCCCAAAGGUUUUGAGCUGAUCUUUUCUCUGGAGAAGCUUGACUUGCAUGGGAAUAUGUUUGAUGGUCCUUUAGAUGAUGAAUUUAUACUUUUUUCAAGUGCCAGCUACGUUGAUUUUAGUGAGAAUAUGCUAGUGAGUUCUAGUUCUCAGCAGCAUACGUUUCUGCCACAAAUUUCUGAAAGUAUUAAGUAUCUGAAUCUAAGCUACAACCGGCUAACUGGAUCAUUGGUUAGUGGAGGUGAUCAACCAGGUUUUGAAUACUUGAAGGUGUUGGACCUCAGUUACAAUCAAUUAUCUGGAGAAUUAUCUGAAUUUGAUUUUGUUUAUGAACUAAUGGUCCUUAAGCUCAGCAACAACAGAUUUUCAGGAUUUGUACCCUCUGGUCCUCUUAAAGGAGACUCUUUGGUUUUGACUGAACUGGAUUUGAGUGGCAACAAUCUAUCAGGGCCAAUAAGUAUAAUUACAUCAACAACAUUGCACACACUUAAUCUCUCAUCCAAUGAGUUCACUGGUGAGCUGCCAUUGCUGACCGGAAGUUGUGCUGUUCUUGAUUUGUCAAAUAACAAAUUAGAAGGAAAUUUAACCAGGGUGAUGAAAUGGGGGAAUAUUGAGUUUCUUGAUCUCAGUAGGAAUCACUUGACAGGAUCCAUCCCUGAGGUAACUCCUCAGUUUUUGCGAUUAAAUUAUCUGAAUCUUUCCCAUAACUUUCUUAGUAGAUCCCUCCCAAGAGUCUUAACACAAUAUCCACAGCUUAAAAUGCUCGAUGUUAGUUCCAACCAGUUAGAUGGAAAAUUUCUAGAUGAUUUGCUGAUAAUGCUCACUUUACAAGAGCUCCAUCUUGAAAAUAAUAUGAUUUCUGGCAACAUUAAUUUAUCAUCAUUUUCUCCUCGUCCCUCUGAUAUUCAGAUUCUUGAUCUUUCUAAUAACCAGUUUAAUGGUUAUUUUCCUGCUGAGUUUGGAUCACUAACUGGCCUGAAAGUGCUCAACGUUGCAGGAAAUAAUUUUUCAGGUUCCCUUCCAACUACCAUUGCUAACAUGAGUUCCCUAGAUUCCUUGGAUAUAUCAGAAAAUCAUUUUACAGGCCCUUUACCAAUUAACAUGCCAAAGGAGCUCAAAAAAUUUAAUGCUUCAAAAAAUUAUCUGUCUGGAGUUGUCCCAGAAAAUCUUAGGAAGUUCCCUAGUUCUUCUUUCUAUCCUGGGAAUGAUAGGUUGCAUUUUCCAAAUGGUCCUUUUAGAUCAACCAAUAAACCAGAUGAAAAUUCCAAUAGGAAGCCUGUUGGUAAAGUGAUAAUCAUAGUGUCAUGCGUGGUUGCUGUUCUCUUCAUGUUAGUCCUGCUGGCUGUCUUUUUCAUAUACUACAUUCGAAUAUCAAGAUCUCCAUCGGAAUAUGCUACUGCUAAAGAUAUGAGUGAGCACGCUCAACGACAAAUCUCUGGCCCUGGUUAUGCAAAAUACUGUUGUGCCCAAAGUGUGGAGUUUGUUUUUGUUUCUCUAUUUUUGUGUGUAUGCUUCCGCUAUGGCUGUUUGAAGAAGGCUUCUUUUCCCAACAGAUACUUGGGUGGUGCUUUGGUUGUGUCGGCUGAGGAUCCUGUGACCUCACAGAAAGGAUCAUCAACAGAGAUUAUCAGCCUUGAUGAAAACAGGGCAGCUGUAAUAGGGUUCUCCCCAUCAAAAAAUAGCCACUUUUCAUCACCAGGGUCUAGUGAUUCAGUUUCUGUAGGAAAUCAUGCAAGACUAUAUGCAAGAUCACCAGAUAAAUUGAAGGGAGAGCUCUAUUUUCUUGAUGAUGCAACAACAUUGACACCUGAGGAGCUGUCUAGAGCCCCAGCUGAAGUUUUGGGGAGAAGCUGCCAUGGUACAUCUUACAAGGCAACUCUGGAGAAUGAUUAUUUUUUGAGAGUGAAGUGGCUAAGAGAAGGAGUGGCAAAACAGAGAAAAGAAUUUUCCAUAGAGGCUAAAAAAUUUGCUAACAUCAGGCAUCCCAAUGUUGUCGGAUUGAGAGGGUACUACUGGGGUCCUACACAGCAUGAGAAGCUUAUUCUUUCAGAUUACAUCUCUCCGGGAAGUCUUGCAAGUUUUCUAUAUGAUCGACCAGAGCGAGAAGGUCCACCAUUGACCUGGGCUCUGAGGCUGAAAAUAGCAGUUGAUGUGGCACGUGGGCUGAACUAUCUCCACUUUGAUCGUGCUGUUCCUCACGGGAACCUCAAAGCAACAAAUGUGUUGUUAGAUACAGGUGACUUGAAUGCACGUGUAGCUGAUUACUGCCUCCACAAACUUAUGACUCAGGCUGGUACAUUUGAACAAAUUCUUGAUGCUGGGAUCUUGGGUUAUCGUGCACCAGAGCUUGCUGCUUCCAAGAAGCCAAUGCCCUCCUUCAAAUCAGAUGUUUAUGCUUUUGGGGUUAUACUUUUGGAACUUUUAACAGGAAGGUGUGCUGGUGAUGUUAUAUCUGGUGAGAAGGAAAGUGUUGAUCUGACAAAUUGGGUAAGGUUGUGUGUUUCAGAAGGUAGAGGCUCAGAAUGUUUUGAUGCUGCAUUAGUGCAUGAAAUGGGCAAUUCAGUCGUUGAAAAGGGAAUGAAUGAGGUCCUUGAAAUAGCCAUUCGAUGCAUAAGAUCUGUUUGUGAGAGGCCAGGUAUCAAGACUAUAUAUGAAGAUCUUUCGUCUAUAUAGCCUACUCAUGUAAUUUGAACAUUUACAUGUUAUUGGAAGUAAUGUUUCAUUGGUAUC
Molecule: messenger RNA, 3975 nt
Organism: Cajanus cajan (pigeon pea)
Lineage: Eukaryota; Viridiplantae; Streptophyta; Magnoliopsida; Fabales; Fabaceae
Source: RefSeq, a predicted model, not a curated record